This is a messenger RNA of Malassezia pachydermatis, 1596 nucleotides long. RefSeq names its product protein phosphatase. Gene Ontology annotation, molecular function: phosphoprotein phosphatase activity. The record is from RefSeq and is a predicted model, not a curated record. Gene Ontology annotation, cellular component: plasma membrane. The coding region runs from base 1 to 1596 and encodes 531 amino acids. NCBI's taxonomy places the organism in Eukaryota, Fungi, Basidiomycota, Malasseziomycetes, Malasseziales, Malasseziaceae. The transcript has a single exon.
AUGUCGACACGUACCAUACGCCCAGCGCGUCCCGUGUCGGGCGCUGCACAGUCCAAUUUGUCACUCGGUGCGCCUAUCCGGGGGCAAUCGGCUUUGGUCGCUUCCGAACAAGGAGGCGCUACCCUGCGCCCCAUGUUAGAAGAGAGCCCCACCUCGUCGGAGAUGUACUCUGAUGCCCCUGCCUCUGCGGAUGCCAACUCACGCUCCAGCAUGCAUGUACCAGCUGUACAAGUCACACAGUCUGAUGCCGACGAAGGCUUGUCGACCGCAGUAGCUCUGCGUCGGACGUCCUAUGCACAUGGCCAGGGACCUCCUCCGCUAGCACCGAUGACGCCUUCCUCGUCUUCAUCGCACAUGGCAGUGGCUCAGCAUACCUCAUCCCCUGCGCCUCUUAUGCCUGAGUCGCACUCUAUGCAGAACAUGGAAUUGCGCCCACGAGCCAUGCCACCUUCUGGGCCACGCUCCCAACCUGGCCCACGGCCGCCUGCGCCCGCCAUGGAUGACACACAAGCGGCCGAUGCAGGUCCGGAUACGCGUUUGCGUGGACUCCGCAAGUGGUUUGCGAUGAUGACAUGUGGUUCUUCAUCUUCGACUGUGGCCGCUGCGGUGGAUGGCCACGAUAAAAAGACGCCGUCACUUCCGCCGUCCGCCAGUCACAGGCGGUCGACACUCCCUGCCACGCCGGCAGACGAGCUUCAUGCGGCGGAAACUGUACCAAUGAAAACACCGUCUAUGCGUGCGUCUACGCACAUGGGUGAUUCCUCGGCGAACAUGGCUGACACUACGCGGAACUCGGCGGUGCUUACCGUGCCCAGUGCGGGGAACCGCAGUAGCAUGGCUACGUCGGCAGGCAGCUCUGAUAUGACUGAUGAUUUGGACGACUUUUCCCAGGACAUCAUUACGCAAGUCCCCCAAAAUGGUAUGCCUGUGGCGGCCGGGUACAUUGACCCUGAAUUGGAGCAAGAGAUGAUUGCCGAAGAGCAGCAGUUGAUUCAACAAGGUGGCCUAGGUAUCCCUGUGGAUGAAUAUGGCCAGCCAUGUCCGUUGCUCGUCCCUGCGACGGGCCUGGAGGCUUCGCGAAAAUGCUUGGUCCUUGAUUUGGACGAGACACUUGUGCACAGCAGUUUCAAGAUGGUACCCAACGCGGAUUUCGUUGUGCCUGUGGAAAUCGAAGGUGUGGUACACAAUGUCUAUGUGAUCAAACGACCGGGUGUGGACGAAUUUAUGCGUCUUAUGGGCCAACUAUACGAAGUGGUGAUCUUUACAGCCAGUCUGAACAAAUAUGCUGACCCUGUGAUCGACAUUUUGGAUAUCCACCAGGUCGUUCGUCACCGUCUUUUCCGUGAGUCAUGCUACAACCACCAUGGUACCUAUGUAAAAGAUCUCUCUCAACUGGGCCGUCCAUUGAAUGAUACCAUCAUCCUCGACAAUUCUCCGGCCUCCUACAUUUUCCACCCGACCAAUGCGGUACCUGUAUCCAGCUGGUUCAACGACCCUCAUGACACUGAGCUGACAGACUUGUGUCCUUUCCUCGAAGACUUGUGUGCGGUGGAAGAUGUACGGAUUGUUCUUGAUGGAUUUAUUGACCUCCUGUAA